Molecule: messenger RNA, 330 nt
Organism: Racocetra persica
Lineage: Eukaryota; Fungi; Glomeromycota; Glomeromycetes; Diversisporales; Gigasporaceae
Source: the annotation of a GenBank genome assembly
AUGGCCAAUACAGCGAAGAAUAUUGAACCAUUAAACGGCCAUCACUCGGUAAGAAUAGAUUUAAUUAUCAGAAAGAAUGGCAAAGUUUUUGCUGUGGCCGAAGUAAAAAAUAAUUCUCACGAAAUUGAAUCAGCUAUCAAGCAUCAAUUACUUCCGGCAAUGGGAACUCUGAGUGCCACCCAAGGGAAAGAUCGACCAGCAAAUAAUCCUACUACUCCCAAAAUUGCUAUGGCUCCACCAACUCCUAAAAUAACCGGUCAAUUAGCCUUGCCUCCUAAUUUGUUUUGCUUCUAUAGAUUUGGUGAUGUUCGGUCUUUUGCUCGUUUAACG